AUGGCAGACGGGUUUCUUAAGAAGUAUUAUGAACAUUUACACAAAACACCUGAGAUGCUUUACGGGUUCUUCAAAGAAGAAAGUGUAAUAAGAUGGGAUGGUGUUGAGUCAUCAACAACGACAACAACUAUCGAUGGUAUAAGGGAAAUAAUUAUGUCUUCUGAUUACAAGGGGUGUGAGGUUAAGGUUGUGAAGGUUGAUGCUCAAUUUUCUUUAAUGGAGAGUGUCAUCCUUACAGCAACCGGUUGUUCACUCGAGAAAGACAACGUGAAAAGGAUUAUCUCCCAGACAUUUUUUCUUGCCAAGCAGGAGAUCGGAUGGUUCCUCUUGAACGAUAAUUUGCACAUAAUAGACACACAAGAGAUCUUGAAUGUUUCUUCGAGUUGUUUUGACGGUGUUUCGUCCCCUCAUGAGUCAUUGAAGGAAGCCCCAAUAACCGCUAAAAUUACGGACAAUGUUGAGGAAACCUUAGAAAUUGCUAAUAGUAUUAAGGAAACCCUAGAAGUGAUCCAAAUUGCUUCAAAGGAGCCAGAUACCCCCAAUGACACUGAGAAAGUUGAGGGCUAG
Molecule: messenger RNA, 567 nt
Organism: Oldenlandia corymbosa var. corymbosa
Lineage: Eukaryota; Viridiplantae; Streptophyta; Magnoliopsida; Gentianales; Rubiaceae
Source: the annotation of a GenBank genome assembly